Molecule: messenger RNA, 716 nt
Organism: Tuber melanosporum (Perigord truffle)
Lineage: Eukaryota; Fungi; Ascomycota; Pezizomycetes; Pezizales; Tuberaceae
Exons: 6
Coding region: 1-390 (129 amino acids)
Source: RefSeq, a predicted model, not a curated record
AUGGCCGAUACAGCUACUAUCGACACUCUUGCUACCUCUCCGAUCAAGGAGCGUCAGGGUUCUCUGGAGAAUGCUCUGGCACAUCGCCCCGACCAGAAAGAGCUCGAGGAAAGAAACAUCCUGCACACCGGGGCGGAAAUCUCUGAACGCCAACAAGAACUUGCGAGAGCUAUGGCCCACAGGCCAGAGAAAGAUGACCUUGUGCAGCGGAAUAUUUUACCUCACAACGCCAAUGUAGCACCAGCACUCAUUGCACACCAACGGGAGCUGGAGAAAAGCAUGCUCGAGCGUGAUCUGAAGGAGAAACUUUCGCACCGUCCAGAGCCUCAAGAGGUUAUCCAAAAGGGCAUCUUGAGACCCGACGAAGACCCAACCAAGCCUCGAGCGUAGGAACCGAUUCCGGAUUCGAUAAACCUCAGACUCCAUUGCUUGCCUUACCUUGGGCACUCUUGUACUAAAUGCUAGCCCUACCCAGCGGCCGAAAGAUCUAUUUAUCAUAUCGUAUCGCACUGGGCGUUUCAAAUGUUUUUCCUUCUCUCAGGGGUUUGUCAAUUUCUGAUGCCCGACGUCAAUACCCUAAAGAUAUUCGCGUUUGGCAGGAAAGGAUAUUGAUUUGAUGAGGAGCCCCAUGUGCUCGAUUAUCCCAGUGUGAUCAUCUCUCUUUACGAAAUCCAAUGCUUAUCUUGUUAUUUCCAAUCGAUACCUAAUGACCCAGA